CUUUGUUUCAUUCUGUCCUUGAAAGAUGAGGGACGGGAUUCUGGAUCCUUUUGGCGCUGUCAGUUCAACUUUAGCGGUCUUCCCACAGCGGUGGUAGCCACUAAAAAGGCCACAACUUCUUCUCGUGCCAGGCGAAUCACUGACGUCAGCCGCUAUUGACUUCAUCCAACUCGGGCCAACCGAACAAACCAUUUCUGGAGAGCCUCAACCUCUUCUGGAGAAGCAUUUCUGCCCUCGGACCAACAGGCGCAGAUUUGCCCCUCUUCUCUUCCCGUCCCGCGAUCUUGACAGUCACGGACGUUGCGAUCAUGGCGACGAGCUUGCGGAGGCGGAUCCCGCCAGAGUCCAGCUCGGCCGACGCCGUCGCGGACUCUGACAAGCAGCAUGGCAACCGUCCGUCGACGCCGCCGCCUCGCGUCCAUGUCGUUGAACGGCUGCCCAAGGCGCGGAAGCGUCGCAACACCUUCAUCUUCCUGCUCGGCGGGCUCUGCGGCCUCAUUGCGGCGGGCUUCUUCGCAAAGACGAAUGAUCUGAUCGACUUGCCCGAGCUGACGGAGAUCAACAUGGACAGCUUGCUCGAUGUCAUCCCAGCUGGCCUGGUCAGGGACAUGCGCGAUCUCGUCCAAGGCGAGCGCGACGCCACCUCGUAUGAUUCCUUUUCGGUCGGCCUCAAGGCUAGGGCCGAGGGCCUGGAUGCGCACCAUCCCAUGAUCAUGAUACCCGGCGUCAUCUCUACCGGCCUGGAGUCCUGGGGCACAGCCAACGUCUCGAGGGCCUAUUUCCGAAAGAGACUGUGGGGGAGCUGGACAAUGAUGAGAGCUUUGGUCCUUGACAAGGAGGUUUGGAAGAAGCACAUCAUGUUGGACCAGCGAACGGGACUCGACCCGCCCCAUGUGAAGCUCCGUGCCGCCCAGGGCUUUGACGCAACCGACUUCUUCAUCACGGGUUAUUGGAUAUGGAGCAAAAUCUUUGAGAAUCUGGCCACCAUUGGCUACGAUCCCACAAAUUCGUUCACGGCCGCAUACGACUGGAGACUCUCAUAUGCCAAUCUCGAGGUGAGAGAUCGAUACUUUUCGAGGCUCAAGUCGUACAUUGAGACCGCAGUCGCAUUCGAGGGCAGAAAAGUUGUCCUUGCCUCGCACAGCAUGGGCAGCCAGGUCAUUUUCUACUUCUACCACUGGGUCGAGUCUGACCUGGGCGGCCGCGGCGGAGGGGACUGGGUGGACCGUCACAUCGACUCAUGGAUCAAUAUCAGCGGCUGCAUGUUAGGGGCAGUCAAGGAUUUGACAGCUGUGUUGUCCGGAGAGAUGCGCGAUACAGCCCAACUGAACGCCUUGGCCAUCUAUGGCUUGGAAAAGUUUUUGAGCAAGGAGGAGCGAGCAGAGCUCUUCCGAGCCAUGCCGGGCAUCUCGUCGAUGCUUCCCAUCGGGGGCAAUGCUGUGUGGGGAGACCUGAACGGAGCACCGGAUGACCUGCCUGGCCAAACUUACACGUACGGAUCUCUUUUGAACUUUCGAGUCGGCGCCAACUGGACGACGCCCGACCGGAACUUUACGGUUGACGAUGCCAUGGAGUAUCUGUUCAACACGACGGAGGAUUGGUAUAAAGAUCAGAUCAAGCGCAGCUAUUCCCACGGCGUUGCCCACACCGCGGCAGAGGUCGAGGCGAACGAAAAGAUUCCUAGGAAGUGGAUCAACCCGCUCGAAACCAGACUCCCACGGGCACCGAAUCUCAAGAUCUAUUGCUUCUAUGGUGUUGGCAAACCCACAGAGCGGUCAUACUACUAUCGAGCACCAGACCAGCCGCUCAUGACAAAUCUCAACAUUACCAUUGACACCGGGCUCACCCAAGGCCCGAUCGAUCACGGCGUCAUUCUCGGCGAAGGAGACGGGACUGUGAAUCUCCUGAGCUCGGGAUACAUGUGCAACCGCGGUUGGAACAUGAAGCGAUACAAUCCGGCCGGGGCCAAGAUUACAGUGGUUGAGAUGCCUCACGAGCCGGAUCGAUUUAGCCCACGAGGCGGCCCCAACACGGCUGACCACGUCGACAUCUUGGGCAGGCAGACGCUGAACGAACUGAUCCUGAGGGUUGCUGCCGGCAAGGGCGCCACCAUUACCGAUUAUGUCGUUAGCGACAUCAAGGCCUAUGCCGACAAGGUGAAGAUAUAUGAGGAAGAGGACGGAGCCAAGAAUAUCUGGAGCAAAAUGUUAUAG
Messenger RNA from Trichoderma reesei QM6a, 2213 nucleotides. RefSeq lists its product as uncharacterized. The transcript has a single exon. NCBI's taxonomy places the organism in Eukaryota, Fungi, Ascomycota, Sordariomycetes, Hypocreales, Hypocreaceae. Gene Ontology annotation, cellular component: perinuclear endoplasmic reticulum; cytoplasm. Bases 309 to 2213 code for a protein of 634 amino acids. The record is from RefSeq and is a predicted model, not a curated record. Gene Ontology annotation, molecular function: phospholipid:diacylglycerol acyltransferase activity. Gene Ontology annotation, biological process: lipid storage; triglyceride biosynthetic process.